Pararge aegeria (speckled wood butterfly) is the source of this 2502-nucleotide messenger RNA. RefSeq names its product ATP-dependent RNA helicase DDX54. NCBI's taxonomy places the organism in Eukaryota, Metazoa, Arthropoda, Insecta, Lepidoptera, Nymphalidae. Gene Ontology annotation, cellular component: nucleus. The record is from RefSeq and is a predicted model, not a curated record. Bases 169 to 2433 code for a protein of 754 amino acids. The transcript is spliced from 13 exons. Gene Ontology annotation, molecular function: RNA binding; RNA helicase activity; ATP binding.
CAAAUUGUGCAUGCCCUGUGUUGUGUUGCUUUGAAAUUUCUUUAACCUAAAACAUGGGAAAUACCGUUCUACGAUUUUAGUUCUACAAAUAUAAUGUUCAUUUAUUACUGCAAUGUAAUAUGAACAAUACCUUUUGUAAGACAUUUAUUAGGUGGCCUGUUUAACAUAAUGGGUCGUAAGGCAGAAGUUGAGGAUGAUCUGCCAGGUUUUGAAGCACCAGCUCAAGGAGAAACAGCGGAAAACGAUGUUUCCAUUCAGAAGAAACAAAAAAAAGGUUCUGGAGGAUUCCAAACAAUGGGCUUUAGUUUUCACGUCCUUAAAGGAAUAACCAAAAGAGGUUAUAAAAUACCAACACCAAUCCAGCGUAAGACAAUACCACUUGCGUUAGACAACAAAGAUGUAGUUGCUAUGGCUCGCACUGGAUCUGGUAAAACAGCUUGCUUUGUCUUGCCCAUUGUGGAGAAACUUAUGUCACCUGUCAAUAAACCACUUCAAGGGAAGAAUUUGCGAGCUCUUAUAUUGUCACCAACGAGAGAGUUAGCUUUGCAGACAUUAAGGUUUGUGCGUGAAUUAGGAAAGUUCACAGGGCUCAGUUCUGCUGCAAUCCUUGGCGGUGAAUCCAUUGAGCAACAAUUUGGUGUCAUGAGUGGUACUACCCCUGACAUUGUGGUGGCAACACCUGGACGUUUUCUGCAUAUUUGUAUUGAGAUGAGCCUCAAGCUGGAUAACAUAAAAGUUGUGGUGUUUGAUGAGGCAGAUAGAUUAUUUGAACUUGGAUUUGGAGAACAACUCAGAGAAAUUGUUGCACGUUUACCAUCGAACCGUCAAACCCUGUUAUUUUCUGCAACACUUCCAAAAAUGUUGGUUGAGUUUGCUCGUGCAGGUCUCAGUGACCCCGUUUUGAUAAGAUUAGAUGUCGACUGGAAGUUACCGUCCACUUUAUGGCUUGGUUGGAUAUAUGUGCGAGCAGAGUUAAAGACGGCGGCCCUACUUCUACUAUUAGAUAGAGUUUUAACACCAAAUACUCAAGCAUUAGUUUUUGCCGCAACUAAACAUCAUGUGGAAUACCUUCACUUGAUAUUGCAACAAGCUGGUAUAAGUUCAACAUAUGCAUACUCUGGUCUAGACCCGGCAGCUCGUAAGAUAGCCCUUGGCAAAUUCACGAAUAAAAGAUGUUCAGUUCUUCUGGUCACUGAUGUUGCAGCCAGAGGCUUGGACUUGCCGUCAUUGGAUACCGUAAUCAAUUAUAAUUUUCCAGCUAAACCAAAACUGUUUGUGCACAGAGUAGGACGAAGUGCCCGUGCAGGAAGGUCGGGGCGAGCGUUCUCUCUAGUGGCGGCGGAAGACGUUGCGCACUUGCUUGACUUGCAACUCUUCCUCGGCGCGCAGCUUAAAGUGCCUUCCGAGGUCAGUGAAUGUGGCGACGCGUGUCCGUCCGGCGUGUGGGGGGCGAUGCCGACCACCGCUCUCGAGUUGAGGCACCAAGACGUUAUGGCGUGGGAAAAGAACCAUUCCGAAAUUGAAGACGCGGUGCGAGUGAGCGGGCGCGGCUGGCAGCAGUACGUGCGAUGGCGCGAGGCCGCAUCGGCGGAGGCCAACCGCAAGGCCAAGCUCACGACGCCGCCCACCGCGCCACAUCCCUUCCUCGUCGGCAAGGGACACAUGCAAGCGGCCGAGCUCGUAGAUCAGAUCAAGAGCUUCCGACCUAAGGGAACGAUCCUAGAGUUGGCCAAUAAAAACGACUCCCCGAUGUAUCUGGCGAUGAAAGCGAAGCGACGCGUGCAUGGGAAGAUGGUGCAGAAAACCAGAGAUAGCAAAAUGCAACAGGCAGAAGGAAUGUUAGAAGAUAACACUAAAACGAACUCGAAUGAAGAAUCUGCGAACGUGAAAGGUUCAAAGAGGAAAAAGCUGGCGAAGCGCGAUGAGAACUAUAUACCUCAUUUCGCUAGUGAUCAGCACACUGAAUCUGGAAUGGCGGUGAACUUCGCGGCGAGCGCGUCUUCCGCAGAGCUAGAACUGCGCAGCGACUGCGACGCUGGGCAACGCACGCACCGCACACAGAUGCGCUGGGAUCGCAAGCGCAAGAAGAUGGUGCACGUUGACCCCGACGGCGGUCGUAAGAUGAUUCGCACGGAGAGCGGCGGACGCGUGUCGGCGUCGUUCCGCAGCGGCCGCUACGCCGAGUGGCGCAAGCGAAACGCGGUGCAGGAAGACGACGAACCCGCUGAUGGGCCUCCAGCUGCCAGCGAACGCAACGUAUCGGAGUUCCGUCCUCGGUGGAUGAAACACAAUGAGCGCCUCUCCAAAAAGAAAGCCGAGGCUUCGUCCAAUGAAUUCCGCAAUAAACAACAGAUAGUGAAGGAGCGCCUGCGCAAAGAUAAAAUUAAACAGAAGUUGAAACACAAGAUGAGUAAAAAGAAAAAGAAGAAAUAAGUGUCAUAUAAUAUUAACAUAUUGGUAACAGAAUUAUAAGAUUUACCUUUGAUGUGUUACGUGUAAUUA